This is a messenger RNA of Biomphalaria glabrata, 7685 nucleotides long. Its product is annotated as T-box transcription factor TBX3-like. The record is from RefSeq and is a predicted model, not a curated record. NCBI's taxonomy places the organism in Eukaryota, Metazoa, Mollusca, Gastropoda, Planorbidae. The transcript has 10 exons. Gene Ontology annotation, cellular component: nucleus. The coding region runs from base 684 to 3830 and encodes 1048 amino acids. Gene Ontology annotation, molecular function: RNA polymerase II cis-regulatory region sequence-specific DNA binding; DNA-binding transcription factor activity, RNA polymerase II-specific. Gene Ontology annotation, biological process: positive regulation of DNA-templated transcription; cell fate specification; regulation of transcription by RNA polymerase II.
UGGUGAAGUCUCAACAGCAGAGAAAAACAAAGGGAAGAAUUCGAAUUUCUCCUUUGUGCUAAGAAUCUUCUUUAUCUGUUCGAAAUGAUAAUUAUAAUGAUUAAUUAAUUAUUCACGCGGGAACACGAAAACAACGAUCGUCUGCUCCUGUAAUCUGAACCUGUGAAUAGGAAUUUCUACUUACUACAUUCUACUUUGUCUACCUUAAAGAUUUAAUUUAAAAAAAAAAAAACAUUUUUGAAGCUGUUGUUAUUGAAGUCGAUAAUUUCUGUUUAUAAACUUCCAUAGCAGUUGACAUUUGUUUGAAGUGCGGACUUGGCUGGAAUUAAAAACAACAAAAUUUACAGCUUUACCGAAGUUGUGACUAUUGUAAGGGCUAGGUCUACGCUCGCGUGCGUGCUAGAUCUAGAUUUAUACCGUGUGUGUCUGAGCGGCCUUCACUGUUUUGGCGCCCUCGGAGAUUAAUACUUCUAAUGUUUCACGGAUGAUGACCACUGCAGGCAGAUUAUCAGGGGAGGCUGCCAACGGAUCCAUCGCUGGCUAAUCACACGUACUAACGAGGUUUGUGGAUUGCGUGUCCUGUAAUUGAACAUUGAAUGAGACUAAAGAUUGUAAACUAUGAAAAGUCAAGUAGCAUGGGAUUGAGAGGCAGUGCAAUGACACAAGUCUGAGACUAACACAGUAUGGCGUAUCAUCCAUUUUUGUACCAACGACCGUCCGAGUUUCAAGGUCAGCCUACUCAUCCUGCUCAGUUUCUUUCUCCACGUGCAAUCCCCUUCACCCUUCCUCUUGGCGGCCCAUUCACUCUCGGCUCGGGCCCCCCACAUCCAGCUGGAGUGACCUCCUACUGCCCAGGAUCUGGUGGACUGGGCCCUUUACCUGGCUUUCUGCUUGCAGAGUACCUGGCUCACCCUGAGUACUACAGGACACUAAGGGCGGCAGCGGGAUUUGAACCCAAAGACGAUGGAGUAAAAGAUAACCCAAAGGCUGACUUGGAAGGAUUAAAUUUAUGGGAUAUGUUCUACCAGCAUGGGACAGAAAUGGUCAUCACUAAGUCAGGAAGGCGGAUGUUUCCUUCCUUUAAGGUCAAAGUGACCGGUCUGGACAAGAAGGCCAAAUACAUAUUGCUGAUGGACAUUAUCCCAGUGGAUGACUGUAGAUAUAAGUUUCAUAACGGCAAGUGGUCAGUGGCCGGAAAGGCUGACCCCGAGAUGCCCAGGAGGAUGUACAUCCACCCAGAUUCUCCGUGCACCGGCGAGCAGUGGAUGCAGAAGGCCAUCAGCUUCCAGAAGCUGAAGUUGACCAAUAACAUCGCGGACAAGAAUGGAUACACGAUUCUCAACUCUAUGCACAAGUAUCAGCCCAGACUUCACAUUGUGAGAGCCGCUGACUUCCUGUCCCUACCUUUCUCUGCCUGGAAGACCAUUGCCUUCGAGGAGACGGCCUUCAUAGCGGUCACCGCUUACCAAAACGAAAAGAUAACGCAAUUGAAAAUCGACAACAACCCGUUCGCCAAGGGCUUCAGGGACACAGGAGGAGGAAAAAGAGAGAAAAAGCGGUUGGCAAGUCAAGCAGCACACGAGAGCUCACCGUCAAAGAUGAUCCGUCAAAAAUCCAACGAGCCGAGAAUCACCGAAGACGUCACGUCGGCAAUCGAAGUCCGGGAAAUGACCCGGGGAGGAGAUACCGAAGAGGACACCAGGGACGAGGACGAUUACGACGACGACCCGGAGGACAACGACAUCGAGGUGGACCGGACUGAUGACGAGGAAGAUAGCCGGGGCCAAGAAGGGGCCAAGGGAGCCCAAGAGGCUGUCGUCCCUGGUCGACAUCAUGAGACCACUCUGGCGUGCCACACUCACGUGCCGGGAAUCGAUCCAGAAAGCGAGUCCCCGUGUGGAUCAAAAGCGGGCACGGAGGACAACAGAGCUUACAUUACGCUGAAGGGGACGGCGGACGCGGGCCGCGGCGAUGGUUCGACGAGUAAACGCUGGACACUCAAUCCGGAAGAGAAGGGGCUGACCACCACCGACUACCGCCCGACGGAGGCCGACAAUUUUCGACCGCUGCCCCAAUCGAAUCACGGCCCCGCGGUGGUUACUCAUUACGGGGAAAAAAUCGAUACCAGGGAAUCGGACUCCCCAGCCAAGACGAUGGAUAUUAGAAAAGAAAACACCGGAGGCGGAGAAUCGCCCGGGGGCAGAAUCGAUGUUGUGGACGACGAGAUAGACUCUCCGAGGAGUACGCCGAGAUCUCGUGACUUAGCCAGCGUCUCGAGAAAAAGCGAGAGCUCUGAACCUGGAGAGAUAGACUCUACUCUAGCCUCUUCACUUACGGAUAAAAGCGCUUUCAACGUAGCCUCUACUGGAAGACUAUUUUCAGGAAAUUCACUGAGUUAUGGGCCUGGAAACAAUCACCUCGAGCCCUCUCACCAUUUUCAAGGAGGCUUGUACAAUCCCCUUCUCUACACCAAACAUGACUUCAGCAAUAAUAUCUUCUCAUCUUCAGGUGCAUCAGCAUUUUCUCACUCAUCUUCAGGGGGGUUGAACCCUUUCUCUAUCCCUCUACCGCCGCUAUUCGGCUCUCCACCUUACAGCUUGGCAGACCCAGAACUAAUGAGCAAACGCUAUCCUCUGUAUCUCCCAUUCCCACAUUUUCCUUAUUCCCUUCAUGAGUCUCCGUGUCACUUCCCAGAAUCAAUCUUCAAAAGUUCCUUCUCUGCCUCUUCGCCCAAACCGCCUCAGCCUCGGUAUCAGUUCGUGCAUGGCGGAACGCCACCCGGGGCUGUUGCUGCCGCCGCCGCUGCUAAAGCGGCAGCUGACGCGGCGGCAGCUGCUGCAGCUGCAACGGUCAACAUUAUUCAAAGAUCCCCAGGUGAGUCUUCGUCCAGAGAAGCAGAGUUCAAUCAUUCGUCGCCCUUAGCUCACAGCUUAGCUCAUCGAGAUCCUACGAUCUCGGCCAGUCAUCGUUACCAAUUCACUGGUUCGAAACAUUGCUCACCUACCACUGGAAACAGCUCAAACUUUCAAACAUCUGGAGCGUCUCGAGCUCUUGCCAACCGAGAAGAUGAAUCGCCAAACUGGUCUUCCGGUGAAUACAGAGACAAACACCGCCAUACUUUAACUGCCGGAUUUAGCCUCCGAUCACCACUACUUCGAGAUACAUCGCAUAAAGAAAAAAGUCACGCGACUUUGGGCAGACAAGAACCCCAACGUCAAAACGAGGAGGAAACUAGCAAUAAACAGCACGGCGCUCACUUGCAUCUUAAGUCUGACAUUAAACUUGAACCAGUAAAGAAAUCCUAUGACAUUAAUUCUAUCAUCAAGCCGGACGAAUGCAGCAAGGGGAGCGAUCAUUCGGAAGCACAAAUCUACAGUGGCGAGGACUUGCAGAAGGCAGCAUUGCUGCAAUUGCAGCGAGAUAAAGCUUCGUUGUCCGCAUUACCUGCCGGGUUCCAAAAGCAACAUUCGACCGCGCCCAUGUCGUCUCUUCACCAGCAUCAUCAUUUUCAUCAUCACUAUUAUCGUCACCAGCUGAUGCUCGCCGCUGACUCCAUGAGCAGGAAAUCUUUGACGGAAAUGUCAUCAUCGUCGGCCGAGGCUUUGGACCGCUUCUCUAAAGCGCACCCAAACUCCGCUCCGGAAGACAGGCCUGGAGAACAUUCAGAAAAAUCUCUUUCAGACCAGCAGCAAAAGACCCACUUCCCUAAACCCGUCCAACGAGAUAGUUCUGAAGACCACACCCCAGGCGAGCAAGGUGGCAGCCAAAUUAGAAAUAUGCAGCUAAUGCUCCGUGGACUGAAACCAAGUUCGGGCAAUCACCAUUCUUGAUUCGCUUUAGCUCAACUUUUGUGAUAAUUUUCGUUUGUUGUAAAAACUCGUCCAAUGACUGAAGACCUCGAGAAAUGAAAAAAAAAUCCAUUUCACGUUCAAGACAAUGUAUUGACACUUUUUUUGUCACGUGGAUAACUUUCUGAACUUUCAAUCUUGUGGUUCUUUACAAAAUAAUUGGGAUGUUUACUGCUAUGAACUUUCCUCUUUAGCCUGUUGGACAUUGCCACAGUAUUGGAAAUGAAGAUGUUUCUAAGCGUAAUAUUUUUGUGUCUUUAAAACGACAAAAGUUUACCUGGAAAUGUUAUUUCAUAUGUGACGUCAUUUAUCCAAAACUUCUGGAAUAUGAUUUUAAAACGAUUCAGGUUGUUUCGUUGUAAAAAGCCACGAGGUCGUUGGUCUAGAGCCCUGCCCACGACGUCUCUGACCUAGAAUUCUGACUACUAGGUCUCUGGUCUAAAAUCAUGAUUUUGUGUUUUAUAUUUCGUCAUACGUUUGGCAAAUUAUUAGCUCUAACUUUUGGUGAUACUUCCAUAAUUUAUGGUAAUUUUUUAAAUUUGUCAAUAAUUUAUAUCUUAAAUGGUUUUAUUAUUUUUUUUUUUUUGCUCAUGUUUAUAUAUUUAUAUAGCACUAAAUAGUGUUACUCUAAAACCAAGUCUAUAGUUCAAGUAAGAUUUAAUUUUAUUUUAUUAAUAACUAAUAAACCUUUGUUGGACAUGCGAAAUAUAUGUAAAGAAAUGGGAUUACAGGUUGAAGUAAAGUGUACAUCCGCUCCAUUCCCUUCCAACCACAAGGCCAUACCCCCCCCCCAAACCCUGAUUCACUUCUUACACCAAAGAUUUACACACCUUCAUUGUUAUUAUUUGCACUCUUCUUCAUUAUUGCUUUUCUUUACCUGUAUAUCACUAAACAUUUUUGUAUGUUAAACUUAAUAUAGUUUAAUUUUAUUAGAUAUUUAUAUAGAAUUUGAAUGUGGGGACAAUUAAUUACAUACUCAGAUGAGAUAGGACGAAAUUCGAAGCUCUAAAGUUUAACUGACAUUUUGGCUUUUUGAAUGACUGAGAGUUUAGUCAAUGUAUACUAGCAAAGUAUCCAACAAAACUAAUAUCAGAUCCGAUAGUUUUAGCUUCCCUGUACGGAGUUAUUCAUCUAGAUAAGUAUUUCUAUGCUAAUGUCUAAGUAAGACAAUUGCACUAUUAGUAUUAGUGGCACUCAAAAGUCCCAGAAAUUACCCCCCCCCCUUUUUUUUUCUAAUUUUUCCCACGACCAUACUUAAUCUUUUUAAAAAAGUGUGUAAAUAAUAUAUAUAUAUAUAUACAGUUUAGAAUAUAUAUAUAUAUAUAUAUACGCGGGCGGACUGACUGUCAAAAUCGGCCCCGGCAUUUCUAUACCAUUCGGCCCAAAACUUGAAUAUCAUGUAAUAGGCAUCCAAUUCUAGUUCUACUUGUCCUAAAAAUCAAUUUGUUAAGUUUGAUGAUGUAUUGAUAAUUGAACGCAUGCACAUAUAUAUAUAUCUUUUUCAAAAUUAUCACAAAAGACCAAAACUGAAAAGGAGGCAAUCAUGUUUGUGAACUAAUUACAUAUUGUCUCCCCUUAGUCGAAACUUAUAGAGAGUUUGGUUUUCUAUAGUGACCAUGUUUUGUUUGGUGUAAUGCACAAAUUGUAAGAAUAAUUUCCAUAUAGAAUAGAUAAUAAAAGAUUAUUAUUAUUAACAGGAUAAUUAAAUAAUAGUAUAUCCCAUUAUUGUAUUUAGCUCCUCCUUCGUGCUCGAAUAAGAGCUCAUUAAUUAUAUCCCAUAAGCACGUCUAUAAAUUCCAAUCGUCGCUUUGAAAAGCCGGCUACAUGCGUGGCAUGAGUAGGUUUUGGUCAAUUACAGAUAGGCCUGCUUCUUCUCUCCUAUACUUAAAAUUCAGGAGUCUAUAAUUUCUUAGACAAUUGCAGACUUUAAAAUGAAUGACAAGUUUCCGCGGUGACGUGCAUACGUCACUUCCUCUGAUAGAACUAAAGCUGGUCAAUGUGAAACAAUAUAAUUUAUAAAAAAAAAAAAAAGGAAUAAGGUAGAAAGGCAGAGUGACAACAUAGUUUAUGUAAACUUUUGUUAACCUCAACCUGUGGGAGUCGACUGGAAAAUGUUAUUUCAUUUGUCACCUUAUUCAUUAAAACUUAAUUGAACAAAAACAAGUCAGUGGUGCAUUUUUUUUCACUGAUCCUGACUCAAUAUAUAUAGGUCAUAGCUGGGCCACAUGAAGUGCUGCACUGUUUUCUUAAUAGAUGGUCUCACAGCCUGUUUUUUUUUUUUGUUUUAUUGACUGAUAUGAAAAGUUAUCAUUCAUAGAAACACUUCAGAAUUUAAUUCAUAUUACAUUAUUUGUACUAAUGUGUUUAGAAUACAGUUCAAUAAUUCUAAUCCCCAGAUUGCCACUCAAACGCUUUCAUGUUCUGUCCCAUAACGUUUUCAUUUUAGUAUCAAAUUAUUUCGUCAUUUUAUCCACUUUUAAUUUUAUGCUUCUUUUGUCGCUUUGAACUAUGAUCUGUUUUUUUUUUUUUUGUUUUUUGUUGGUUUUAAACAUGUUUUUUUGUAUAUUAAAAACGUUCUCUGAUUAAUGUAAUCAUAAAAACAUCAGUAUUAUUAUUGAGCUCGCCAAAAAUUCGCGCUAUAAAUAAACCUGUUUGUUGCCUAUUUAUGUUUUUGUAAGGACAAAAUAGUCCUUAGUCCCAAACAAUGUUUAAACACAUCAUCUGAUCCGGAAGUUGGAAUAUGAAUGUACAAGUGUUUAAAAUAAGGUUAUCAAUCUGUCAAACAAAAACUAAAAGGUGGGGGGUUCAGUGUAUCUUUGAACACGAGGAAGUGAAUACAAAUACAAGUUUUGCAGUACAGUAUUUUGUUUUGAAUGUAUUAUAUAUAGACAUUAGCAUAACCUGCCUCGUCCUGGAAAUCAAAAUGGCAAAAAGUGCUUACCCCCUCCCCCCCCCCCUAAAAAAACACAAAAAAACUUCCUAUUGAGAGUAAGUGUGCUCUUGCAACUCUAUUUCGGAGCUAGACAUUAAUCACUAGAUAUCUAAGAGAUGUGUUCAAUCCUACUGACUUCAAUUUUGUUUUCUGGUAUUUCUUCUUGUUCCUCGUUCCGAUUGUUAUGUCGGAACGUUCAGAUAACUAAACCGAUAUACGAGAUGAACUGCACAGUGGUUUCAAAUCAUGGAGCUCUCCAUAUAGUUUUCUUUCUAUUUUGGGGCCAGUGUCUUUUUCGGGCCUCUUCAUAAAGAAUGCAGUUUUGAAUGACAUGGUCAGCACAAAGGCAGAUUUCGCUAGUUUCAAUUUUUAACUUCCGGAACAAUUUUUUUGGUCAUAUUCUGUUGUGUCCGGUCCUGAAGCGAUAAACCUACUUCUCUUCUGCUGGUCUUCAAGUUUGGUGAUGUUUCUCCCGCGCGCAAAACCUCCAACCUUUUCCUUUGCCAUGAAACUCCGUUGAUUUAAAACUAGCAAAAAAAUGUUACCCUCUAUUCCACAUAGAAACCGCAUAUCUUACCCCCUGUGGCCUUUUCGUUAGUAUUACGUGCCGGUUUUAGUUUGUUCGAUUCCUCACAAUGUUGUACUCUAUAAUAGCACAAUGGGAGCAUGCAUUUAUGUUUUCUGGAGGGAAAAAUGGUGUCAAAAAUAUUUUGGUGAUAAUUUUUUAUGUUAACAUUUUUUUAUUUGUUGUUUUGAUUUUUUUCGCCAUGAUUGAUUUGUACAAUUCUAUUAUUUAUAUUUGAAUAAAAAACAACACUGCAAUAACAUGUAGACAUCUAUAAACAUUUAGCUUCAUUUUAUUUUUGUUUUAAUGUUAACUGAAGUAAAGAUAUUUAUUUAUCGAG